Mytilinidion resinicola is the source of this 2126-nucleotide messenger RNA. RefSeq lists its product as uncharacterized. Gene Ontology annotation, molecular function: sequence-specific DNA binding; zinc ion binding; DNA-binding transcription factor activity, RNA polymerase II-specific. The coding region runs from base 54 to 2102 and encodes 682 amino acids. Gene Ontology annotation, biological process: positive regulation of transcription by RNA polymerase II; DNA-templated transcription. The record is from RefSeq and is a predicted model, not a curated record. The transcript is spliced from 3 exons. Lineage: Eukaryota; Fungi; Ascomycota; Dothideomycetes; Mytilinidiales; Mytilinidiaceae.
CUCUGCGACCAUGGACGCUCAAGGCUUGAUGGCGGUCAAGUCCGCAAGAAAUUAUGUCGACCGAAUGCUCGAGGAGUGUGCUCAGUUGUGGAAGAUGCAGAAGGCGAAAGACCAAGUGUGACCGCAAGCUCCCAGCCUGCACUCCAUGUCUAAGAGCAAAGACCACAUGUACCGGCUUCAGUGUGACUAUCUCUUCCACUGAGGUCCCUCGCAGCAUCGUAAGGCACCUCGAGCAUGAGAUUGCACGAUUGGAGACAGAGCUUGCCAAAGGAGGUCAUCUUGAUGCCCUCAACGCAUCUGAUAUCCUACUCCAAUUCAACCAAGACUCAUCUGGAGAUCAACUCAAUGGCCCACUUAUCGAUAGUAGCCCUCGUUGGGUCAUGAGUAUACCGGAACCUCCACCAGUCCCGUCACAGGAUCCUCUGACUUCCUCAAUCAUGAAUAGCCGAGAGCUGCAAUCUAUGAUAUCUGCCACUUUGCCCUACGGAUCGGGACUGACAGAUCUAGUUUCAAGAGUGAGAAUGGGCCUCACUCCAUCUUCGAGCACGGCUGUGACGAACGUGAACGACCUGCAAAGGAAUAGCGUUAGUCCGAACGCAGUUUCCAUUCAAGCCCAGGUUGUUGAGACACGAGUCCUACGCAGUAUCCCAAUUGAGAUCAUCCAAAGUCUAGUGAAUAAAUAUGUUCAGGGAGUGCUCCCUCAAUUUCCAUUUCUGCACGAGCCAAAUAUCUGGGACCAGCUAAGGCACGUAACAAACUUCCUGCAAACCAGUGAACAGGAUUCCCAAAGUUGUUUGGUCAUGCCUGACCAUGGGUUCCUGGUUAUCUACUUAAUUUUAGCAAUAUCUGUCACGCUCGGUAGCGCGAAGGGUGGGCACGAGUCGCGAUGCAUGUCUCUCUCAUCUUCGCUUUUCGAAGAAGGGAUCCGCCAUCUUCCUAGUCAGCCGGGUGUCUCUUCAGAUUUUACGGGGAUUCAAAUGAAUCUCUUAAUUCUUCUAUAUGCGACAAUCAACCCUCGCUCAGCUAAUGUAUGGAUAUUAUCGGGUGCGGUCAUGCGGUCGGCAUUAGAGCUCGGACUCCAUAGAGAGUCUCCUGAAACCUACGGAAUGGAUACUACAACUUUGAACCUUAGACGUAGCGUCUUCUGGAGUGCAUAUUGUAUCGAUCGCAGCGUAUGUGCUGCUCUUCAAAGACCGCUUUCAAUUCCGGACGCCGCCAUCAACACCCAAUUCCCCAAUCUGGAUGACGAUGUCACUGGAUUGAGUUCUAGGCCUUUCUUAGAUCAAAUCCACUAUCAUCAACUUCAAUCAGAGAUGAUCCAGAUCCAUUUCCAAGGACAGCCCUUACCCGAGGGCAUGUCCUGGGAAGAUUGGUUGCAGAAUAUGGAGAAGAAGCUUCAAGCAUGGUACGAAAAAUCAAAGGCUGAAGCCAGCAAUAGCGAGCUCGUAGAGUUCGCAUUAGCACGCGGCCUUACUAUGCUUCACCGACCAUCCGGAAGAACACCAAUGCCAUCACAGCGGAGCCUCUUGGUCGCCUUUGAGGCUGCAGCAUUAUCUGCCCGGAGCCAUCGUGAGCACAUCCUCUCUGGUUUCUUUCGCCGUCCCUGGAUGUCGGCCCACCAUACACUCGAGACAGCCAUGGUGCUUCUAUUUUGCUUGAGGCACGGCCAAGACAGCAUUACGCAGAAGUACAAUCCUAGCCAAAUCUUCGACAUGACCAAGAUAUUUACUACAAACUUCCUCAGCAUAGCGUCGCAAGGGUGGUCCGAGGUAUCGAAUCACGCCGGCGUAUAUGAACGAAUGCUUGGUCCGCUUUUGGCGUUUGUGUUUUCUCCGAUGUCGAAUCCGGAGGCUGGGCUGGACCCUGCGCAAGAUGUGGAGCUCAUGCGUCUGCUUUACCCAGGCCCAGCCCAUCUCGACAAAUUAAGGUUUGGGAGUAGGCACGUGGAAGAUUUCGAAACUUUUGAUUUCAGUCUCUUUGAUAUCGACCAGGGCUUCUUUGAUAUGGGGGCAAACGCGCAGGUUGUAGAUGGGAAUGGGACGCCCGGUACUGCGCUGUCGGAUCAUACUCUCCGUUUGGAUGAUCUAGGACUAGUCUUUUGACGAUGAAUGAGAUAAGAGGACGUU